Messenger RNA from Oncorhynchus gorbuscha (pink salmon), 1144 nucleotides. Its product is annotated as protein BUD31 homolog. The transcript has 4 exons. Gene Ontology annotation, cellular component: spliceosomal complex; nucleus. Bases 88 to 522 code for a protein of 144 amino acids. Gene Ontology annotation, biological process: mRNA splicing, via spliceosome. Lineage: Eukaryota; Metazoa; Chordata; Actinopteri; Salmoniformes; Salmonidae. The record is from RefSeq and is a predicted model, not a curated record.
GCCUACGAAUCAAUACACAAAAAUAGGACGGGGGAGGAAAUAAUGUUUUGUUGUUUUUGGUUAAAUAAAUCCGUUUGAUUCAACGCAAUGCCGAAAGUGAAAAGGAGCAGGAAACCACCUCCGGAUGGCUGGGAGUUGAUUGAACCGACAUUGGACGAAUUAGACCAAAAAAUGAGAGAAGCCGAGACGGAGCCUCACGAGGGAAAGAGGAAGGUGGAGUCCCUGUGGCCGAUAUUCAGACUGCAUCAUCAGAGGAGCAGAUAUAUCUUCGACUUGUUCUACAAGAGGAAGGCCAUCAGCAGAGAGCUGUAUGACUACUGUAUAAAGGAGAGUUAUGCUGAUAGGAACCUGAUCGCUAAGUGGAAGAAGCAGGGAUACGAGAACCUGUGCUGCCUUCGCUGCAUCCAGACACGAGACACCAACUUUGGAACCAACUGCAUCUGUAGAGUUCCCAAGAGCAAACUGGAGGUGGGGAGGAUUAUAGAGUGCACCCACUGUGGCUGCCGAGGCUGCUCGGGCUGAAUCGUCAGGAUCAUCGCCUGGCUGUUCUACUCUGGCUCGUCUAGUCAGGUCUGGAUCGCCUGGCUGUUUUGCUGUGGGGAUCGUCUAGCCUGGCCUGGCUGUUCUGUUCUGGAUCGUCAGUUAUUUUCUACGGGACAUCAGGGCUCAUCUACUCCACCUGUGUGCUUCAUUACCUUGGAGCGGCUAAUCUCAAAUACACCCCUACCCUCUAGCCCCCUACUCUCUAGCCCCCUACUCUCUAGCCCCCUACUCUCUAGCCCCCUACUCUCUAGCCCCCUACUCUCUAGCCCCCUACUCUCUAGCCCCUACUCUCUAGCCCCUACUCUCUAGCCCCCUACUCUCUAGCUCAACUCUCUAGCCCAAAACUCUCUACUCCCUAGUCUCUUGCCCCCUACUCUCUACCCCCCUACUCCCAGUAUAGGGGUGUCUUUGUGAUUGGGCAAGGUUAUUGUUACCAUUCCAGCUGUUUAGUACACACGGUGGUCAUUAUUAAGUGCUAUUGUACCUCAUUUACAAUGAAGAGGGCUGUGGAACAGGGAAGGGUCAUUGCUUUCAACCUGAUGUACCUUUGUUUUGUUUAUCUUUUUAUAAUUUCAAUUAAAAACUCUCUUGUUUUAAAUAA